GACCAAGAGAACCUGCUCACUCAGCUGAAGCCCCCUGUGGACAGCUGUCUCUCCCUCGCUCUCAGCUGAUGGAAACUGCUAGUAACCACUGAAUGGGGGAGAGUGAAGUAAAACCACAGGACCAGCAGCUGCAGCUCCAGCGGCGGCAGCAGCAGCAGCAGCAAGCAAGAGCUCUAUUGUUCCCAAGUCUUAAACAGUUUUCUUCCUUUCCAACUGGAAUGCACAAUAGCUGGAAAGCCAUUUCCAGUCUGCCUGCCCUGUGAAGAAAUCCUGACUGGAGGGGCGGGUGGGAGAAACCCUUCGGGCAAGGGUUCUCCAUUGUGCUGCUGGUUUGGAGAGCGAGCAGGUUCCUGGAAGGCAUGGAGAUGGGAGAGCAGUGUGCAGCUUUCUCUGGUGGUCCAGUGGUCUCAGCUCAUCCAAGCAAGUGCCUCGAGGUUCUUGCGCUUCUCUGGUUUGGGAUGUGGGUCGCUACGGCACAAAGUGAACUGGAAACUUCAGUGUAUUUGUGGAAGACAGGUCCAUGGGGCAGGUGUAUGGGAGAUGAAUGUGGCCCAGGAGGUAUCCAAACUCGAGCUAUAUGGUGUGCUCAUGUGGAAGGAUGGACCACACUCUUCACAAAUUGCAAGCAGGCAGAGAGACCUGACAACCAACAGAAUUGCUUCAGAGUUUGCGACUGGCACAAGGAACUGUAUGACUGGCAGCUGGGCAGCUGGAACCAGUGUCAGCCAAUUCUUUCAAAGAGCAUUGAAAAAGCAACAGUUUGUGUGAAGGGAGAAGAAGGAAUUCAGAGAAGAGAUAUUAUUUGUGCCCAAAAAUCAAAUGGUGUGAUAGUUGAGGACACGAUAUGUGAAUACUUUGAGCCAAAACCUCAGCUAGAGCAGGGAUGCCUCAUCCCUUGUCGGCAGGACUGCAUUGUAUCUGAGUUCUCAGCCUGGACAGAGUGUUCUAAGAGCUGUGGCAAAGGGCUGUCCUACCGUUUUCGCCAUAUUGUUGCUCCCCCUCGGUAUGGGGGCUCUGCCUGUCCCAACUUGACAGACUUUCAGGCUUGCAGCUCACCCCCAUGUGCCACUGAAGAAAACCUGUAUAGCCUGAAUGUCGGGCCAUGGAGUACCUGUUCAGUUCCUCACUUGCGGCACAUCAGACAGGCAAGGAAGCGUGGGAAGAACAAGGAGAAGGAGAAAGAGAAAAACAUUCGGGAUCCAGAAGCCCGGGAGUUAAUUAAGAAGAAGAGGAAUCGGAACAGGCAGAACAGACAGGAGAACAAAUAUUGGGACAUACAAAUUGGAUAUCAGACCAGGCAGGUGAUGUGCACACACAGGAAUGGAAAGACUGUUGCUUUGAGCUUUUGUCAACAAGAGAAGUUGCCAAUUACAUUCCAAUCUUGUGUGAUCACAAAGGAAUGCCAGGUGUCAGAAUGGUCUGAAUGGAGCCCAUGUUCCAAAACGUGUUUUGAUAUGACAUCCCCUAAAGGUUAUCGUACAAGAACACGGACAAUCAAGCAAUUUCCUAUCGGCAGCAAAAGUGAGUGUCCAAAGCUAGAAGAGACAGAGCAGUGUGUAACUCAAGGAGAUGGGGUGACUUCUUGUAUCACAUAUGGCUGGAGAACCACAGAAUGGACAGAAUGUCGCAUUGACCCUUUACUUAGCCAACAGGAUAAAAGGCGAGGAAAUCAAACAUCUCUUUGUGGAGGUGGAAUUCAGACUCGGGAAGUAUAUUGUGUGCAAUCAAAUGAAAAUCUCCUCUCUUAUUUAAAUACACUCAAGGAAAAAAAAGAAAGUCAGACCCAGAGCAUAUCAAAAACUAGUGCUGCUCCACUUCUAUCCAUCACUUUUGAAAUAACAGCUUCUAAACCUGUGGAUUGGAAACUGUGCACAGGCCCUACUCCUAGCACCACUCAGCUGUGCCACAUUCCAUGUCCCAUAGAGUGUGAGGUAUCAGCUUGGUCAGCAUGGGGGCUGUGUACUUUUGAAAACUGUGAGGACCAGCAAGCCAAAAAGGGUUUUAAAUUAAGAAAACGUCGCAUCAAAAAUGAACCCACGGGAGGCCCUGGCAACUGUCCCCAUUUGAUUGAAGCUAUCCCCUGUGAAGAACCUUCUUGCUAUGAGUGGAAAAUAGUGAGCCUGGAUGAGUGUAUUCCAGAUAAUGAGAAGGAUUGUGGGCCUGGUACACAAGUGCCUCAAGUGGUCUGUAUCAACAGUGAUGGAGAAGAGGUUGAUAGACAGCUCUGCAGAGAUGCUAUCUAUCCUGUCCCCAUUGUCUGCGAAAUUCCUUGCCCAAAGGACUGUGUUCUCAGCACUUGGUCUGGAUGGUCCUCCUGCUCUCACACCUGCUCAGGGAAAACCACAGAAGGAAAACAGAUGCGUACCCGUUCCAUCCUGGCAUAUGCAGGUGAAGGUGAUCUUCAGUGCCCAAAUAGCAGCAUGCUGCAGGAAACACGCAAUUGCAAUGAUCAUCCUUGUACAGUUUAUCACUGGCAGACUGGUCUAUGGGGGCAAUGUAUAGAAGAUACCUCUGUGUCGACAUUCAACUCUUCUACUGGUUGGAAUGGAGAAGCCACCUGUGCUGUUGGGAUGCAAACAAGGAAAGUCAUCUGUGUGAGACUCAACAUGGGACAAGUACCACCCAAAAAGUGUCCCGAAAACCUUCGUCCUGAAACUGUUAGACCUUGUUUGCUGCCCUGCAGGAAAGACUGCAUUGUGACUCCUUACAGUGAUUGGACACUAUGUCCUUCCUUAUGUCAAGAAGGGUCAGUUGUUACAGUGACAAAACAGUCUCGACAUCGAGUCAUCUUGCAGCUCCCUGCGAAUGGGGGUCGUGAUUGCCCAGAGACCUUAUAUGAAGAAAAAGACUGUGACCCUCCUCCUGCCUGCUUGUUUUAUAGAUGGAAGACACACAAAUGGCGCCGAUGCCAACUUGUACCAUGGUAUGUUCGGCAAGACAGCCCAGGUGCCCAAGAGACAUGUGGUCCAGGUCUACAAGCAAGAGCUAUCACUUGUCGCAAACAAGAUGGCAGCCAAGCUGAUAUUGGAGAAUGCCUGAAAUAUGCAGGGCCUUUACCACCCUUAACCCAACUCUGCCAAAUUCCUUGCCAAGAUGACUGUCUGUUCACAAGCUGGUCAAAAUUUUCUUCCUGCAAUGUGGACUGUGGAUCGGUUAGAACAAGGAAGCGUUUACUUAUUG
Python bivittatus (Burmese python) is the source of this 3180-nucleotide messenger RNA. The record is from RefSeq and is a predicted model, not a curated record. Lineage: Eukaryota; Metazoa; Chordata; Lepidosauria; Squamata; Pythonidae.